This is a messenger RNA of Spirometra erinaceieuropaei, 411 nucleotides long. Lineage: Eukaryota; Metazoa; Platyhelminthes; Cestoda; Diphyllobothriidea; Diphyllobothriidae. The record is from the annotation of a GenBank genome assembly.
AUGAGGGGACCCUGUGGCGACUAUCGUGCCCUCAACAGCGCUACCAUUCCUGAUCGGUACCCUGUGCCUCAUCUUCAAGACUUUGCUGGAGCCCUUUUCUGUAAGGCGGUUUUCUCAAAGAUUGCUCUGGUGCGUGCUUUUCAUCAGAUUCCAGUCGCCCCUGAGGACAUCCCUAAAACCGCCGUCACCGCACCCUUCGGUCUCUUUGAGUUCAUCCGCAUGUCGUUUGGUCUACGUAAUGCCGCCCAAACGUUGCAGACGUUCAUCGACCAUGUCUUACGUGGCCCACCCUGUGCGUACGCCUACAUUGAUGACCUCUUGGUGGCCAGCCGGAAUGAGGAAGAGCAUAAAGAGCAUCUUGCCUUGGUGUUCGACCGCCUUGACAAGUUUGGCGUUGUCAUCAACCUGUAA